AUGGUGCAUGCGCUAUUACAGAGGCAAAAGGGAGAGCAGUAUACCAAAGAUUGGUAGAACCAUGGGUGUUUGUGUGGUGGGAUGGUGUUAUGUUACUACCUACUAAAAGGAAAUAGCAUCCUUUUGGUGUUUGCUCCGCUUCACUGAGAAGAGAGGCAGUAACUCGCGACUGACGUAUCCCAAGCGAACCCAACUAUUAAGUUUGUUGCAAGUAUAAUAAUUUUUUUUUCUUAACUUAAACUUAAGCUUCGCCUUUGCAACUACCUACCACAUUUCAAAUUUCAAGAAAAUCGAUCUAGUGGUUAACUGUGUGGUAAUACCUACAGUGAUACAUACACAUAAAUUAAUUAAGUAGGUACACAGUACUUCCUCCGAAUAUUUUAUCAGUAAAGGAUUAUUCUCCAAGGUAAUGCGGACGCAAAUCCAAACAAACAAUUUAUUUUUCAAACGAUCAAUAUACAUAUUUAGUUGUAAUCGGAAACAAAAAGUGGCCGGAAACAAUUUUUGACCAUAGACCAGGCGGCCAACGACAGCUGACAGCUGUUUGAAAAAUAUACAGGUGACAAAAACCGAACGCAAACUAGAAAAAUCACCGAAAUAAUUUCAAAUCCAUAUUCACAAGUGCAAAAUAAUGAACAUUAGUGCGUACGCUGUUUUCUCCGGACUCUAAAUAAUGAGUGUAUAUUUUCUGUGUUCUACUUUCGUGGUUUGAUACUAAGAUGUAUACUUUAAAAGGCAUAUUCCCCGAGCCAAAAAAGGAGCAAAAAAGGAAUUUUAUUCGAGAAAACAUGAAGCAACUAAAGUUUAUUCAAGGUAAAUCGCCCAAAGAGCCGAGAUUUAUGUUGAAGAAUGUCCAGGGUAGCCGUUUGGGCAAACCCAUGGGGGUAGGCAGUUCCCUCGGGCAGGUCAAGUCUUCGCCAUCUAAUAAAAGUGGUAAAGUUUCACUAAACGUAGGUAAAACUAGUUCUACAAAUUCGCGGAAGAAAUACACGGAGGUCCGGAUAAAAAAGGGUGACAUGGCUGAAUUUUUGAAAAGAAAAGAACUACGACAAGUGAAACAGGCCGAAGACUCGCCUGAGGAGGAUGUGCAGUCAACGGAAUCAUCUGGUAGAUUACGAGACGUGGGUUGUCAAACAGUCGACCAAAGCUUGGCACAGAAGCUGUCGGAGAGUGCUAAGUUAACAGUUUUAUAUCCAAAGAAAGACAGCGAGGAAGAGGCUAAGAUGAAGGCUAGUGGGGACAGCGGACAACACCGCAGCGAAUCUCAGUCGCCUCCUCGAAGGACUGCUGAAGAAUUAAUCGAGAUUGAGAGAAACCGCAGUCGUUUGAAUUCUAUUUUGGAAAGGAAAAGUAAUAAUAAGGAUCCCUAUCUACCAUCAGGUUACCAAAAGGGCGUGGUGCCAAAGUACCUUCGUGAACGUAAAGAGAUGAUCGCCAAAGAAACGGAGAGUCCGAAACCUGAUGAUGACCAGGUGGUCUGCCCCCCGGGACAUGUCACACUGCCUGACACGGAGCGGAAAGAGACAUUGCGCAUGCUUAGAAAUAGUUUUGCCGAAUUAGUAAGCGAACUUAACAAAAUGCCAGUCAAGACUGACACAUUGCGAAUGAAAAAUAGGAAAAUGGAGCUUGAGAAACAGCUGUCCAAGCUCGAAGAGGGCAUCAAAGUCUUCUCCCGUCCCAAGGUCUUCGUCAAAAUAGGAGAAUAAUCGAUUCUCUUCACAUCUCCCUUAUCCCAAACAAUUACUAAGGGAUAAUAUAAUCUUUUACCGUCCAAAUUGAAAGUAUACAAAAAAUUUUUGUGAUGUUCAUAUAAAUAAGUUAAUUUUGUUCUUAUAUGUUAGUAGUAAUGUAUGUUAACUGUUGAAAUAUAAUAUGUCUCGUUUGUAUGUUUUACAGUGUUUCUAUAACGUUUUUGGAUGUUUAAAUACAUUAUAUGUCUACUUAGUUGUGAUUCUUUGGAGUAAUAAAAAUAAGGUUUAUUGUGUAUAGAAAUUAUAUUUCUAUUUUGAAUUGUACAUAGGGUAACACUUUAAAAUGCGCUUAGAUCGGCAAUGAACAAAUGCCGUAUAAAAAAAAAUUGUCGAUUAGUUUUAACAUAUCUCCAUAAUCUCAU
Molecule: messenger RNA, 2113 nt
Organism: Amyelois transitella
Lineage: Eukaryota; Metazoa; Arthropoda; Insecta; Lepidoptera; Pyralidae
Product: enkurin domain-containing protein 1
Exons: 4
Coding region: 720-1706 (328 amino acids)
Cellular component (GO): cytoplasmic microtubule
Source: RefSeq, a predicted model, not a curated record